CGGAAAGUGACUGACCAACCAUUUUUUUCUUCUUCCGGGAAAUAACAGAAGCUAGAUUAUUUCAUAUUCAUAUCAACACCAAUUGCAGUGAAAAUAUUCCUUCAAACAAAAAACACUCCUUUAUUCAUCCUUUCUUCUUCUUCACACUCCGACUCUACUCACUGAGAAAGAGCUAGAGAAAAACACUCAGAGAGAAUGCAAAAGUAAAAGAAGAAAUCAUGAAGACAUUAACCACCGGAGAAUUCUUCAAAUCACAAUUACUCCUAAAGAUCACUGGAUUCACUCUAAUCUCAUUCGCAUUCUUCUACUUAGGUAAGAAUUGGUCUGAUGGGUAUCAACAAUUAACCUUCUUCAACACAAACAACAAUCUCCAAUCAACCCAAUCUUCAUCUUCACCACAAAUCUCAAUUUCACCCAAUGCUAAAAAAGAAUUCGAUGUUGCUGCUCUAAUCAAUCAAACCGAUACCCAUCCUGAUGAAGCCCCAAUUGAUACACAAACCAAUUCAACAUCCCCUGAAGAUGGAAAUACUCAGCAAUUACCAGAUCCGGUUUCUGAACCUACCCCACCACCGUCAAUUACUAGAUUUGGGAUUGUAGAUGAGAAUGGAACAAUGACUGAGGAUUUCGAAGUGGGUGAAUUUGAUCCAGAGUUUGUUGAGAAUUGGGGGAAUGAUAAUGAAACAGUUUCAGAAGAUGAAGGAGGAGAGAAACCCAGAGUUAAAAUCAAGAAAUUUCAGCUUUGUCCUGUGAGUAUGAAGGAGUAUAUACCUUGUUUGGAUAAUGUUGAAGAGAUUCAGAAGCUGAAUUCAACUGAAAAGGGUGAAAAGUUUGAGAGACAUUGUCCUGAUUCAGAUCAUGGAUUGAAUUGUUUGGUUCCUGCUCCUGUUGAUUAUAAAACUCCAAUCCCUUGGCCUAAAUCUAGAGAUGAGGUGUGGUUUGUGAAUGUACCUCAUACUCGCUUAGUUGAAGAUAAAGGAGGUCAAAAUUGGAUCACAAGAGUGAAAGACAAGUUCGUGUUUCCGGGUGGUGGAACGCAGUUCAUACACGGCGCGGAUGAGUAUUUGAAUCAGAUUUCAAAGAUGGUUUCUAGUGUUCAAUUUGGAAGGCGUGUACAUGUUGCAUUGGAUGUUGGAUGUGGUGUUGCAAGUUUUGGUGCUUUUUUGAUUCAACGCAAAGUGGUUACGUUGUCUAUAGCACCCAAAGAUGUUCAUGAGAAUCAGAUUCAGUUUGCUCUCGAGCGUGGUGUUCCAGCUAUGAUUGCAGCUUUUGCAACACGGCGGUUGUUGUAUCCAAGUCAGGCUUUUGACAUGAUACAUUGCUCUAGAUGUAGAGUUAAUUGGACUCGCGAUGACGGAAUUUUGCUUCUUGAGGUCAAUAGAAUUCUGAGGGCUGGAGGAUAUUUUGUUUGGGCAGCUCAGCCAGUUUAUAAACACGAGGUUGCCCUGGAAGAACAAUGGAAAGAGAUGGAAGACCUCACUAAUCGCCUUUGUUGGGAUCUUAUUGCCAAGGAGGGAUACAUAGCUAUAUGGCGUAAACCUUUGAACAACAGCUGCUAUGAGACCCGUGAGAUUGGAACCACACCUCCACUAUGUGAACCAGACGACGACCCAGACAAAGUUUGGUAUGUUGAUCUAAAACCGUGCAUCAGUCGACUACCCGAGAACGGAUUUGGAGGAAAUGUGACAACGUGGCCGACGCGUCUGCAAAAUCCUCCGGAUAGGCUACAGACGAUACAGAUGGAUGCCUACAUGUCUCGGAAAGAACUUUUCAAGGCAGAUAUGAAGUACUGGAAUGAGUUAAUAGGAGGCUAUAUUCGUGCUUUCCACUGGAAAAAGUAUAGGUUAAGAAAUAUUAUGGACAUGAGAGCUGGUUAUGGAGGUUUUGCAGCGGCAGUGAAUGAUCAUGGCCUUGAGGCCUGGGUACUAAAUGUGGUUCCUGUCAGUGGGCCGAACACCUUGCCUGUCAUAUAUGAUCGCGGGCUACUAGGAGUUCAACAUGAUUGGUGUGAAUCGUUUGACACUUACCCAAGAACGUAUGAUUUAUUGCACGCUGCUGAGCUCUUCACCAGCGAGCGGAAAAGAUGCAACAUUUCGACAAUAAUGCUCGAGAUGGAUAGGAUGUUAAGACCUGGGGGACGUGCAUUCAUUCGUGAUACUUUGGCUAUCAUGGGUGAAAUCAAGGAGGUGGCUGACGCAAUGGGUUGGCAGUCAACUAUGCGUGACACACCCGAGGGGCCUCAUGCAAGUAGGAGGCUCCUGAUGUGUGAGAAACGUCUAUUACGUGCUUAAGAAGUAAAAAGAGGAUAAAUAGAAAAUUAAGCUUCACUGUAGGGAGAAGAAAGUCGAGGGACUGACUAACCAAUGUUCUGGCACCUGUAGAUUUUGUUUUCAGAGUGCUAAACCAGCGAAUCAUCAGAAAAGAAAAUCGUUCGUACAGGUACAAGAAUAUUCAUCAACAGAUCUAUAAUCUUCAUUCGUCUGUGCACAGAAUUACUGUUGUACGUAUCCUUCGCUUACUCGCUCAACUGUUUAAUUUGUAAAUCACAUUCUGUAUUUUUUGUUUCUGGUUUUGUAGCUUAUUCUUUUUAUUCUUGUAAUGUUUAAAGUUCGGCUUUUCGAUCAGUUGUGUAAUUUUGGAGUUGGUCAGUUUUCCUA
Molecule: messenger RNA, 2654 nt
Organism: Papaver somniferum (opium poppy)
Lineage: Eukaryota; Viridiplantae; Streptophyta; Magnoliopsida; Ranunculales; Papaveraceae
Product: probable methyltransferase PMT11
Exons: 9
Coding region: 219-2288 (689 amino acids)
Cellular component (GO): cytoplasm; endosome; trans-Golgi network
Molecular function (GO): methyltransferase activity
Source: RefSeq, a predicted model, not a curated record